GCCUCCGGUCUGGACAUUGAUAUCGAAACAAACAUUCCUAUGGAUAAUGUGAUGAAAGCCUUGGCUCAGGUCCAGAAAGACAACCCGUCGGUCACCGUUAGCUUUCCGCUUGAGGUCCAGGAUGACAGCUACGGCUUAAUUGACGAGUUGGGUGUGAAUGUCCUUAAAUCUGCGGUCAGUCACGGCGUUAACGUCGAUAUUGUAAACCCGAUGGCAAUGGACUUCCCGGCCAGUGGUGGGCGUCCGUGGGGUGAAGCCGUCAUACGUACGGGUGAUUCAGUAGUCAAACAAAUGAAGAAAAUAUGGUCACAAAAGUCGGAACAGGAUUUAUACGGGAUGUUAGGGAUCACGGCUAUGAUCGGAGUCAACGACAAUAACGUAGUGUUCAGUUUAGACCACGCAAAGCAAUUGGUCGAGUGGGCCAACCAGAAACAGAUCGGUCACCUUGGUUUCUGGGAUAUUAACCGCGAUAAACAGUGUAGCGAUAAUCAUAAGCCAGGUGCAUCGCCCUCCUGUUCAGGGGUUCAACAGCAACCUUACGCUUACACUAAGGUUUUUAUGGGUUUUAAAUAAAUGUUUUAUUAAUUUUUGUGCAAAUGUUUUUGCUUUUGAAAUAAAAAUAUUUUUGAAAAAGG
Messenger RNA from Oppiella nova, 635 nucleotides. The record is from the annotation of a GenBank genome assembly. NCBI's taxonomy places the organism in Eukaryota, Metazoa, Arthropoda, Arachnida, Sarcoptiformes, Oppiidae.